AUGCGCUUUGGUGAGCUCAUAGAAAGAUGUUUGGAGUUGGAAGGAAUUGACAAUAGGAAGAAUCAAUAUGGAUUAGGAGUACCAACCCAAAACAACAAUCACAAGGGCCAUUUUAACCGAGGCCAUGGAGGAAGGACCCAACAAGGGGGUAGGCCAUAUCAAAGGCCUACACCAUAUCAUAACCAGGAUUCUAGGAGGUUAAUGUUCAAGUGUUACAGUUGUGGAGGGGCACAUCCUAACAAAGAUUGUCCAAAUAGAAAUAUUGGAGCUUGUUUUCGUUGUGGUCAGAAGGGCCAUUUUCUCAAAGAUUGGCCCCAAGGACAAAAUCAACCAACAAGCCAGAAGAGCGUCCUAAUAAACAAUAACAAUGUAGGGAGAGCAAGGAAUGGAGGGCCAAAUGUUGGUCAAGGACCUCAGAAUCAGAACAAGCUAACCACAGGAAGAGUAUUUGCAAUUAGAGGAGCUGAGAUCUCAAAGUCAGAUGGGUUAAUCCAAGGUAUGUGUCUAAUUAGAGAUAAGUUGGUAUCAGUAUUAUACGAUUCAGGAGCUACACAUUCAUUUAUAUCUAUAUCUUGUGCGGAAAUUUUGGGAUUUGAAAUUGUUGGUCUCAAUAAUAAGUUGACCAUUACAACUCCCUCAGGAGAAAGAAUGGUAACUUGUUCAGUCUGUGCAGACUGCCCUAUAAUUUUAGAAAAUAGAAGAUUCUUAGUAGAUCUUAUAGUACUCCCGCUAAAAGACCUAGAUGUCAUCUUAGGAAUGGAUUGGUUAUCAGCCAACGAUGUAAACUUGGGGUGCAAGAAGAAAAUUUUAACGUUUGGAGAAGAUAGUGGAGAAGUCAUAAAGGUGGAAACUCUCACCCAAAUAUUUAUGAUGUUAUUCUCUAUGUCAGAAGGAGAAACCCCUAGUGUUGAAAAUAUUCCAGUGGUCUAUGAAUUCUCGGAAGUUUUUCCAGAAGACGUUUCAGGUUUACCACCGGUUAGGGAAGUGGAGUUUUCUAUAGACUUGGUUCCAGGAACUAGACCAAUUUCUAUAUCUCCUUAUCGAAUGCCACCCUUAGAGAUGGCUGAGUUAAAGAAACAGUUAGAUGAGAUGUUAGAGAAGGAAUUUAUUAGACCGAGUGUAUCGCCAUGGGGAGCUCCAGUCUUGUUUGUUAAGAUGAAGGAUGGUUCUUCUAGACUUUGUGUAGAUUACAGACAACUUAAUAAAGCUACUGUAAAAAAACAAGUAUCCUUUGCCUAG
This is a messenger RNA of Lathyrus oleraceus (garden pea), 1239 nucleotides long. RefSeq lists its product as uncharacterized. The coding region runs from base 1 to 1239 and encodes 412 amino acids. The record is from RefSeq and is a predicted model, not a curated record. The transcript has a single exon. Gene Ontology annotation, molecular function: nucleic acid binding; zinc ion binding. NCBI's taxonomy places the organism in Eukaryota, Viridiplantae, Streptophyta, Magnoliopsida, Fabales, Fabaceae.